GGGAAGCCGGAGGAGCUACGGGGUCGUUCCGUCGUCUCGCUUCCAGGGACGCGCGGCCGAGGCCCAGGCGAGGGUGACACAGCCGGAGGUAAAGUAUGCGUGCAAAACUCCACUGCAAAAGUUUUAAGACAAGUGAACAUUUUAUGGCAAGUAUAUCAGAAGGAUGUUCUCCAAUGAAUGAUAUUCAGCCCACCUUGAAAAAUUGUGCCCAUAAGUGCCAAGCAAACCUGAAAAGAAACUAACUGGGAGUCUAUAUGUAGAAACAAAUUGUGUUCUGCUUUUUCACAUAUUAAAUAUAAAGACACAAAAACAACAUCAGCAGUAAAACCACAAACCCUGGUGCUUUUACACAUUUGGUCUAUGGUCUUCAUAACUGACACUUUAACUGUCCUGUUUAGAAACAUCCUUAAUUGUACGUAGAAUAAAACCGAGUACCACUGUGUUGCUGUUCACUAAAAUAACUGAAUGUUAAGACAUUUGCCAAAAUGAGUGCCGAAGGAUACCAGUACAGAGCUUUAUAUGAUUACAAAAAAGAACGAGAAGAAGACAUUGACUUGCACUUGGGAGAUAUUUUAACUGUGAAUAAAGGUACUUUAGUUGCCCUUGGAUUCAGUGAUGGGGAAGAAGCAAAACCUGAGGAAAUUGGCUGGUUGAAUGGUUAUAAUGAAACUACUGGACAAAGAGGAGACUUUCCAGGAACCUAUGUAGAAUAUAUUGGAAGAAAAAAAAUUUCUCCUCCAACUCCAAAGCCUCGUCCUGUUCGACCCCUUCCUGUGGCACCAAGUCCUACAAGAGUAGGAGCAGACAGUGAUCAACCAGCUUCUACACUUCCAGACCUUACAGAGCAGUUUUCACAACCUGAUAAUGCCCCUCCCCUUCUUGUCAAGUUAGUGGAAGCCAUUGAAAGAAAAGGUCUGGAAUGUUCAACAUUGUACAGGUCACAAGGGUCAAGCAGCAUUGGUGAAUUAAGACAAAUUACUGAGUGUGAUGUUUCUUCAGUGGAUUUUGAUGCCAUUGAUCUGCAGAUUUUAUCAGAUGCUUUGAAGAGGUACUUUCUCGACUUGCCAAAUCCUGUCAUUCCAGCAUCUGUUUACAAUGAAAUGAUUUCCAUAGCACAAGAAGUGCAGAACUCAGAGGAAUAUGCUCAAGUGCUGAAGAGACUCAUCAAAUCGCCAAAUAUACCUCAACAGUAUUGGCUUACACUCCAAUAUCUGCUCAAACAUUUCUCCAGACUUUGUCAGGCCUCUACCAAAAACCUUCUGAACGCAAGAUUCCUAGCUGAAAUCUUCAGCCUUCUGCUGUUCAGGUGCCCAGUAGCAAGCUCUGACAAUACAGAACAUCAGAUAAAAAUCAUGGAAGCAUUAAUUGCAAGUGAAUGGAAUGAAAGACAACCUGCACCAGCCUUGCCUCCUAAGCCUCCUAAGCCUAAUACUGUAACAAAUAAUGGUAUGAAUAACAACAUGUCUCUGCAAGAUGCUGAAUGGUACUGGGGCGAUAUCUCAAGGGAAGAAGUCAAUGAGAAGCUUCGUGACACUGCUGAUGGUACAUUCCUGGUACGAGAUGCUUCCACCAAAAUGCAUGGGGACUAUACACUUACACUAAGGAAAGGGGGAAAUAAUAAAUUAAUCAAAAUUUUUCACCGAGAUGGGAAAUAUGGCUUUUCAGAUCCAUUAACAUUCAAUUCUGUGGUUGAGCUAAUAAACCACUACCGAAACGAGUCUUUAGCCCAGUAUAAUCCAAAACUGGAUGUUAAACUGCUUUACCCAGUGUCCAAGUAUCAACAGGAUCAAGUGGUUAAAGAAGAUAGUAUUGAAGCUGUUGGAAAGAAAUUGCGUGAAUACAAUAUCCAAUUCCAAGAAAAAAACCGGGAAUAUGACAGGCUCUAUGAAGAUUAUACAAGAACAUCUCAGGAAAUUCAGAUGAAAAGAACGGCUAUUGAAGCAUUUAAUGAAACCAUAAAAAUAUUUGAAGAACAGUGCCAAACACAAGAAAGAUACAGCAAAGAAUAUAUAGAAAAGUUCAAGAGGGAAGGAAAUGAGAAGGAAAUACAAAGAAUUAUGCACAACUAUGAAAAGCUGAAAUCUCGAAUCAGUGAAAUUGUAGACAGUCGGCAUAGACUGGAAGAGGAUUUAAAGAAGCAAGCUGCUGAGUACAGGGAAAUUGACAAGCGCAUGAAUAGCAUUAAACCAGACCUAAUACAGCUCAGAAAGACUAGAGAUCAGUAUUUAAUGUGGCUUACCCAGAAAGGUGUUCGGCAAAAGAAAUUGAAUGAAUGGCUUGGCAAUGAAAAUACAGAAGACCAAUACUCUAUGGUGGAAGAUGAUGAAGAUUUGCCUCAUCAUGAUGAACGAACAUGGAAUGUGGGAAAUAUCAACCGAAGCCAAGCUGAAAAUUUGCUACGUGGAAAACGGGAUGGAACGUUCCUUGUUCGAGAGAGCAGCAAACAGGGCUGUUACGCCUGCUCUGUUGUUGUGGAUGGUGAAGUGAAGCACUGUGUUAUCAACAAAACACCUACUGGAUAUGGAUUCGCGGAGCCAUAUAACCUGUACAACUCGCUGAAAGAACUGGUGCUACAUUAUCAACACACAUCGCUAGUGCAGCACAAUGACUCUCUCAAUGUCACACUAGCCUAUCCAGUAUAUGCACAGCAGAGGCGAUGAAGAUGCUAAUACUCUGGGAUUUGUCUCUUUUUAUUCAACACCCACAAAGAUAAUUCAAGAAUCCUGAAGCCUCUGGGUAGAGAAGGCUCUUGAGUUGGAGUGAAGGUGUCAAAGCCAUCUGUCUUUGAAUGGGACUGAAGCUUUCUUCACAACUGCAGUGGAAGAGAUAGCUGAGUUGAGAGCUGUGAACACACAUUUCUAAUCUAAAGUGCUUUUAAAAAAACAAGCAAAGGAAAAAUACACAAUGAGAGAGAAGUGUUCUCUCCCUGUAGGGAUGUAGAGGCCUUUAACCGUGGUGCUUGCAGACCAUCUUUUUGAAGCUUUAAGAGCUCAGAUGUUGGAACUCUGAAGACCCCAAAGUCUAACGGGGGCUGUAUAAAUGGCAGCAGAAAUUCUCAGUUAUUGUGAUUUGGGUGAUGCAGCUGCAAAUAGGGGGUGCAGUUGCCCACAGCUCUGGAUUGCUGAUUUCAUGGAGAAUAUGUAGCAGAAUGGCACUUUCAUUUUUAAGGGACACUUUAAAGACUUCAGCAGUCUUUCAUCAGAGAAAUGGGCAUGGUGACAGAAAGUGCCAGGAAGUGUUUUUUGUUUAGACAUUGAAAAUCUUGUUUUAAAGAAGAUAUUUAAGACUGAAGAAAACUGGACUUUUAUGGACUACAGUAUAUAAUAUGUACAUAGUUCUGGAUUACUAGCUAUCAUAGACGGCUACCUUCAGUACCAAACUUAUUCUGUUCAUUAUUUGGUUUUCAAAAAGCUGAAUCCUUACACUGCUAUGCAAUACUUCAUUUUCUGUAGGCUGUUUUUGUUUCAAGUGUAACUAGAGGAUAAGCUUGCUUUAUUUUUUUCCUUUGUCAUCUCAAAAUGUUCUAUUAACUCAUAUUUUUGUGUUAAUUUUCAUUAUGUUCAUUCCCCACCCUUUUUUAAUUUUAAAAAGAAAUGUACAGGAUGUCAGUAAAAGUUGGCAUUGGAAUUUAAACUAUGAGCUGUUUUAACAGGGUCCCCCCGCCCCCCCGUUUUAAAGAGUAUUGAGCUGCAAGCUCAAGGUUAAAAUUGAAGACUUCUUUUUUUUUUAAUUAAUAUUUUGUUGGGCAGUGCCUGAUAAGCAUCAAAGCUGCUUUACUCAAUAAAAAUAUAUGAACAUUGCAAAGUAUCUCUGAUUUCAGCAAUAUUGUUUGGAAAAUAUAUUCCGAUUAUGAUAUCCCACUAUAUUCGAUUCAGUUUUAGGUAUUUCUCCUGGGUGUACUUGUAUUUGGAAGACGUUUCCAUCUUUUUUUGAAUGCUGCACAUAGAGAGAUGGAAAACACUGACUGCUAGAGUAGAUAAAUCAGAUUUAAUCUUUCAGACCUGUGUAAAAUUCUGGUCAACAAUUCUAGUAGACACUGCAUCAAGAUACUGUUUAUAUCACAUGAGAUAAUUUUGCUUUCUUUUAAAAAAAAUUGUGCAUUUGGCAUCUAUAUUUCAUAAUGUAUAACAAUAAGAGUAAUUUUAGAAAGCUCUUGUUUUUGACACCUUUCCCCCCACAAAUAUUUUGUUACAUUUGUCUCUUUUAAAUUAAAAAAAUACAAAGAUUUUCAUUUGAAAGAGAAAAGAGAUAUCAGCUACCAACUGAGUAAAAGUAAUGAAUAAAACAUAAAACCUCAGUAUUAUAGUGUUUAACCAAAUUCUGCAUUUCUUCAAUAGCAAAAUAAAGACCAUAGUUGUAUUUUAUAUUUUCCACCAAGGAACUCUGGGCAGAUUUCCUUUUUCAGUAAAUAAGCAUAGAGAAAAUAGAUCUUGUAGAGCGCUUUAUGGUUUUGAUCCCUUAGGCAAUCUGUGCUUCUUAAAAUGAAGCAUCAAGGACUACUUGUAGAUAUAUUUUUAUUGUUUGCUAACACUAUAAAAAGUUGGUUUUGUUUCCACUUUUUUUAAUUUACCAAUAUUUUUACUAUCUGAUGCUGUGUGAAAAGAUUUUUUAAACAAUAAUAUGUUGACUUAACUUUCCUGAAGAAUGUAGCUUAUUUCAGCAUUCUUCAGGGUUCACUUCAGACUCCUUUAAAAGUCAACAGGGAUUUUGCCAACCUUCAGAGAGACUUUGGAAGGAGUUAGGGCUACCACUGCAGGCUGCAAAUUUUAAUCCUCUUGUGCUGAAUUAGUCUCACUAGAGUCAGUGGAAUGACUCUAGGUCUUCUCAGGAGGAAGUGGACUAAAUCACAUUUCAUCUCAUGGAGCAAAGAUCAACCCCAAAUUGCCCCCCCCCAGUUUUAACACGUUUCUUGACUCUUUCCCUAGACCUCUGAAGGGCAGAAAAGCAUGCAUCUUGCUCUUGUUCUUAAAAGGCAACUUGUGAGUGGUUGAUGAAGAGCAAGUAAUUUUAAUUUUAAUCUGACCAAAAUGCACUUUGAUAGAGCAACAUGAAUGUGCACCAGUAGGUUCCCAUACCUGACUUACUGUCAAAUCUGGUCCUUCUCUUUGUAGAGGAGAGAAGCCUGGUUCUAGGUCCCUUUUUUAAGAGAGAAAACGGGGGCCUGUGUUCAGCCAUCCUACCACCACAACCCUUCCCCCCCAAAACAGUUGAUCAGUACUUCAGUUUGAACAGUAUUGACCAUUUGUUUGGUGCUGUGUGCUGUUGCCAAUCAUGUAUUGGGAACCACCUGCAUAGUCCCUGGGUGAGCCUUGGGGACUACCUGCACAGUACCCGUUUUAGCAGGUGGUUCUCAAUUCCAGCAGCAGAUACUCAUGCAAAAGCCAGCUUCUCCACAUGUGACUCCCUCUCUGGUUGAGAACACAGAGAGACAAAACCAAAAUUACUGAACUGCGAAGAUAACAGGGCUUCUGGAAUAAGAACUGCCAUGUUUAUAUCAUGAAUGCAUCUACUACAGACAAAACAAGUUAUGGAUUCCUUAACUUGAGGCUUAGGUUUGUGGUCUCUGAUGUACUUUUAUAUACGUGUGUAUGGGAGAGAGAGUGCAUGAAUGGAUGUAUUUUGGCUGCAGUUUUCAAUGAAUCUAAGCAUGCAGUGAAUUUUUUCUCCAAAUUUCCCAUUUAUUCAAACUGGCUGAAAGCGACAGGCUGGCAGUGUUCCUAAUUGUAUUUUAGUGUUUGGAGUUCAUUGUCGUUUCAUGUGUUGUUAAGCUGUCCUAAGGGUUCUCUAAACGUUUUGGCAUUUCAGUUUGUUGAAAAAUAAAAUAAAAUCAAAAAUAGUAUCAAAUUCUGAUAAUCAGAAGCUUGUGUAAAUGGGAAUGCUGUUUGCAUGGAAAUAAUUCAGAUACACAGGAUUUUUUUUCAUAAAAGAUAUUUGAAUAUGGAGGAAAUCUGUUCUCCAUACAGCUAACGUACAAAAUGGUGUAUUUCACCAUCUCUAAUUUGUUUUGACAACAAAUACACACACUCCCCACUCCUCCUCACUUGAGCUUCACUAGUGAAGAAUGAAUAGCAUAGGUGUGUCUGAAUUUACUUCAGGUCACUUGUUCAAAAGGCAUAGGGGAGCUUGGAAAAGAUGUUUCUAGAAUUUGUUUUAAUGUGUAAGCCAAAUCUUAUGUUUCAAUGUCAGCUGUUGUAGAAAAAGUGGCUUUGUCUUGUAAUUAACAAUGAGCUAUGAUGCUUUGGGGGGUUAUCAUUCUGAUGUGUUUUUUUUUAAUUGUGAAGAACAUUGGUUCGAUUUAACACAGAGCUUUUGCUAUGCAUGGUAUUUGUUUGGAAAAGUGAUUCCUAUAGUGGCUUUUGUUCAGGAUCGCUUUCCAGAAUGGGCAGUUCCAAGCUCAAUGCCUCCCAUGGGACACAGUUCAAAAUGCAAUGUUCCUUUAAACAAACAAACAAAAAGUAGCACGAUCUCACUAAAAUGAGCCAGAUACAAAAUUAGGAAAAAUUGCCUUGCCAUUUGUCCCUAUGAGAUUGCAUUAGCUGCUCAAGAUGCUGCUAUUUUUAUUCUUAUUUUCCCCACCUUAAAAAUAAAGCUAAGCUCUGUUCUCUUAAAUGUCUUUUAAAACAUUAUUUUUUUUUGUUUUAAUUGAUUUUUUUAGGGAGGCAGAGGCUAAACAGAUCAGUUGCACAUUGCCUUUAAAAGGCAAUAUUAACAAAUUCACCUCCUUAGAAAAUGUUGGCUUUCUUAAAUUGAUGGAGCUGUUGUCCUGUUUUAAGUUGCUUUUAAAAAAUUGUACUAGGUCUUCAACCAGAAUAAAGGUUGUUUUGAAACUGCA
Molecule: messenger RNA, 6832 nt
Organism: Pogona vitticeps (central bearded dragon)
Lineage: Eukaryota; Metazoa; Chordata; Lepidosauria; Squamata; Agamidae
Gene: PIK3R1
Product: phosphoinositide-3-kinase regulatory subunit 1
Biological process (GO): phosphatidylinositol phosphate biosynthetic process; insulin receptor signaling pathway
Cellular component (GO): phosphatidylinositol 3-kinase complex
Molecular function (GO): 1-phosphatidylinositol-3-kinase regulator activity; protein binding
Source: RefSeq, a predicted model, not a curated record